Molecule: messenger RNA, 4865 nt
Organism: Prinia subflava (tawny-flanked prinia)
Lineage: Eukaryota; Metazoa; Chordata; Aves; Passeriformes; Cisticolidae
Gene: NDC80
Product: NDC80 kinetochore complex component
Exons: 17
Coding region: 264-2201 (645 amino acids)
Biological process (GO): attachment of mitotic spindle microtubules to kinetochore
Cellular component (GO): Ndc80 complex
Source: RefSeq, a predicted model, not a curated record
CUGGCGGUAACGGCAGGGCGGGCAGCGGCACCGGGCUCUGCGGGCAGCGGCACCGGGCUCUGCGGGCAGCGGCACCGGGCUCUGCGGGCAGCGGCAGCAGCACCCGCAGCCACCGGGACAGGCGGCCGUGCGGCGGCGGUCUGCUUGUUUAUUCAGAGCCUUUGGAAAAUUGCUGUAGCAUUUAGAAAAGAAAAUACCCUUAGAUCCUGGAUUUUCUGAUACUGCUGGAACACUGAGGGAUUGUAAUUUGCAGCAGAGUCACAAUGAGGCGAAGCUCAAAUAUUGCUGGAAGCAGCAGUCGACAGUCUAUGAUGGCACUGAGAGUGCAGGACAACAACAAGAUGGGUCUUCAAACACCUCAGAUGAAGGACAGAAGCACCUUUGGGAAGCUGAGCACAGGGAAGCUGAGCACAAGCAAACCUACAUCUGGAGCUUCAGAAAGAAAAGUCAGCUGUUUUGGGAGCAGAGUGAGUGGGGCUGGAGGGUCGCGCAGCAGCCAGUACGGGGUGUUCGGGACAGAAAAGAUAAAGGAUCCCAGGCCUCUUCACGACAAGGCCUUCAUCCAACAAUGUAUCAAGAAGCUUUGUGAGUUCCUCGUUGAGAACGCUUAUGCCUACAAUGUUUCCAUGAAAUCACUACAAUCUCCAUCAGUUAAGGACUUUUCAAAGAUCUUCACCUUUAUCUAUAGAUUCCUCUGCCCUUCUUAUGAACUGCCUGGCUCAAAAUUUGAAGAGGAAAUUCCCAAAGUUUUUAAAGACCUUGGGUACCCCUUUGCUCUGUCAAAGAGCUCCAUGUACACUGUGGGUGCACCACACACCUGGCCUCAGAUUGUGGCAGCUUUGGUUUGGUUAAUAGAUUGUGUCAAGCUGUACAAUGCGAUCAGGGAAAAUGCACCAUCGUUCGAUGACGAACAGAGCUGGGGAGGAGAGACAGAUGAUGGAAUUGUACAUAAUAAGCUUUUCAUGGACUACUGUGUGAAGUGCUAUGGUCUUUUCAUGAAAGGGAGAGAUACCUUUGAAGAGUUCGAUGCUGAAGUGCAGUCAAAAUUAAAGGAUUUAUUUAACAUAGAUCAAUUCCAGAUGGAAAAUUUAGCAGCUGAAAACAAAAGACUUCAAGAAGAGAUUGCAAGACUAGAAAAAGAAAAAGAAAGUGAACCGGAUCGUAGAGUAACACUGCGAAACGUGAAAUCGUCUCUUCAAGCAGAUGUCCAGAAAUACCAGGCUUAUUUGGCUAAUCUGGAAUCUCACAUAGCCAUCCUUGAUCAAAAACUGGAAAGUGUUAGUGAUGAAGUUGAGACAGCAGAAAUGGAAGUAGAAGCAACGAAGCAAGAGAAUGCCCGGCUCCGGCACAUCUUAGAUAACCAAAAGUACUCAGCUGCGGACAUUGAGAGAAUAAAUCACGAGAGAAAUGAGCUGCAGCAAACCAUUAACAAGCUGACUAAGGAACUGGAAGCAGAAGAACAUCAGCUAUGGAAUGAAGAGCUAAAAUAUGCUAGGAAUAAAGAGGCGAUUGAAAUGCAACUGGCAGAGUAUCAUAAACUGGCUCGAAAGCUGAAAUUAAUUCCAGUAAGUGCUGAGAAUUCCAAAGGCCACGACUUUGAGAUUCAGUUUAAUCCUGAGGCAGGACCAAACUGCCUAGUCAAAUACAGAACUCAAAUCAAGGCUCCCCUCAUGGAGAUCAUCAAUGAGACUGAGGAAGAAAUUAGUAAAGCUACUCAACGGAAAAUGACUUUGGAAGAUACUUUGGAACAGGUGAAUGUAAUGCUAGAGGAUAAGAAACGCAGUGUGAAAAUGCUGACAGAAGAAGCUGAAAAGCUGGAUGAUCUUUACCAGCAGAAGCUUAAGGAGAUAGAAGAGGAAGAGCAAAAAUGUGCAAAUGAACUGGAAUCGUUAAAGAAGCAUAAACAGUUACUUGAGAGUGGUGUUUAUGAAGGUCUCAGUGAAGCCACAAAUGAAUUGCAUGAUCUCCAACGACAAUAUCAAGUUGUUUUGCAAACAACAACAGAAGAGAAGAGAAAAAUUGGUGCGAAUUUGAGUCGUCUUAUAGAAACAGUUGCUACUCACAUAGCAUCUAUAGUGAAAUACCUUGAUGAACAGAACACGAAAAUUUACAGAGACUAUGAAGAAUUCAUGUCUGAAGAUCUAUUGUCAGACUUGACCAGGAUCCUAGACAGUUAUAAAAAGAAGGCUGAAAGUCUCUAAUCAAUAGAAGGGUGAAGAUAAAAAUGUUGCAUUUCUGAAGCUCUGAUGGGUACUGCCUGUGAUUAGCACUGAAACUGCUUUGAAGUGGAAGGAGGUAGUUAGGAACAUUCUUUGUUUUGUUGACAGAAAUAUAUUAUAGAAUUGAACAAUAUAUUUGCAUUUUCUUAAAAAAUGCUUUGCUGAGACUUUGUACUUCCAACAGCAUAUAUAUGCUUUUAGGGCACACACAUGACAGACAGUUCAUAUCCUUCCCCAAGCCUUAUUUUACUAGCAAGACUAAAUGUAAAUGUCUCCUGCUUGUUCAGUUACCUAUGAAACUGCAGCUCUUACAUGAGUAAAAAAUCAAAACCUCUUCUGAAAAUAUGAUUAGUCCUUAUAUAGUAACCUUGUAAAUAGUCUAAAAAAAAAAGAAACACGGUAGUUUGAAAACCAAAUUUUGUCUUUAGCUGCUCAUACUCCCAGAUGAAACUUCACUGAAUUUCUUGAGUAUGUGUACCAGGGAAAGCUCUAAGUAGGACAUCAUAGGAAUUCUGGCUGUAUAUCUUAUCAGUUGUAGGUUUGAUUCACGUUAGAUACAUCAAAAUGGUCUCCAAUGUCUGUAUUCUUGUUAAGCCAGUUGGACAGAGUCUAUUUGACUUUUCUUCCUCAGGAAAGUAACAGUAAAAUAAGUGUAUGGGCAGCUCUGGUCCAAAUACUUGGAAGAAAGUGGAUCAAUGCUAUGUGCAAGUAGUAUCUUUUUAUCUAUUCAGUGUAUAAUUUUGUGUUAAAAAAAAUAAAUAAAACCCAGCAUUCAUAUCUUGGAUAGUUUAUGAUGGUAUUUCCUAAUGAAAGCAUUGAAGUAUAUUUGAGUGUUGUUUUUAGAGGUCAGAUAUUCAAAUAUACAAAGAGAAAAACAAUUUUGCAGUUGUUUAAAGGCUUUUAGCAGCUGAUGGAUAAAGGAAGCUGCUCCUUAGUUCUACAAUAUUUGAUUGAAACACGGAUCCCCAGGAUGUACAACAAAACUUGAGUUAGACCAUCUAAAUGCAGACUGCAAAUAAAAACUGAGUUGUCUAAUUCUAGGUUAUUUUUGCAGAAUGAGUUUAAAACUCAGUUGUCCUUAACGUAGUGCAUGAAUCUUCUGGCCCUCAUACAAGUAUUUUGUUUCGGAUGUGAUAAUGAUGACAUUAUUUAAGCUUCUAAUUUUCUGUUGCUUUUAUACUCCAGAAUAUUAAUUUAACAGGUAGAAAAGUCUUCUGACAGGUGGGAAGUUUUUAUGCUUUCUUUUGUUGUCCUCUUUUCUCUUAUCUUUACAGACUCUUUUUGUUUUCUGUAACAAACUAGUCUUUACUACAUCCCAGUUCCUUCUCUUUAGAAGUUUUUUUCCUUUUUUGAUCUCUUUAACAUUUUUGUUACCUAAAGCAAUGUAGCAAAACUAUGAGCUGUAUAUGAGAGCCACAUUCCUUUAAAAUAUGCACUUAUUUAAGAGCUGUGCUCUCUUGAUUACCCCAUACCUGUUUAUCUCCGCUUCUAUAAUUGAUCUUUGUUUCUUAGCAUCUGUAGGUUCCUUGCUAUGUGUAGUGAUCAGUUGAUUAAAUGGAAGCAAAAUAAAUGGCAUUUCCAAGAACUUUAUAUGAAACCUAAUGAACAUGGGUCAAAGAAUCAAAAUCACUGUGCCUCUGCUUAAUGCACUGGGAAGUGUAAUAUUCUGAAAUUAAAGUAGCCCAAAUAAUAUUAAAAAAAAAUCCCUAUUAGUAACAUUGGCAACAUGUUGUUGUUAAUGGUCUGUGUGUCAGUUAAGCUAAACUGCCUUUUGAACCACCUCAAAUUUGGAUCCAGGUUCUGUAAAAUACUAUAGGGCUGUUUGUUGUAAUCUAACACAUUAGCAUCAGCCAAUGUUUGCUAGGUACUAUGUCUUCACAAUUUAAAAAUGGAGAGAAUUUUUUAAUCUUUGUUGAACACAUCUCCUCUCUGAUAUGGGAAGUCAGGUAUUUAUUUUUGAUUUGUGUUCUGGAAUAUGCCUUUCAAAUUUAGGCAGUAGGUACUAGAACAUUACUGCUCUUGGUUUUGGUUUUGUUUCUUUAUUGGAAUAUAAAGUCUUAAUGAGAAAGUACCAUGGCACCUGUACAUUUCAGUAGUAUGAGUCAUUUGUAAAUUUUGGCUUUUGUAUGGAUACAAUUGCAUCAUUUAGUGCUAGUAUACCUUUUGUACAGUUUAACAUAUCAAGUUUUUGUGUUUUUAUACUCAACAAAAUUUCUUAUGCCUGUUUGUGUAAAGGACUGAUUCUUACUACAAGUGUAGAAAUAUGAUAUAAAAUACCAAUUAAUCUGACAAUUAAUCCUCCUUUUAAAGAUACUAAUUUCCUGGCCCUCCUUGCUGUUGAACAUGCAUUGUGUAGAGGAAAAAUAAAAUACAGAAACAUCUUCUUCAUAUAAGUUUUAGAGGAAUAAAAAUUGCUUUAACCUUUUUAAAAAUAGAUGGCUUUGUAAAAAUUCUUAGGAAUAUAGGGCCAAGCUGCUUUGACAAUGAUUUAUUUGGUGUCCUUUUGGCAUUAAUCUCAUUGACCAACCUUUUGCUAUCUUAAUAUUACAUAAGUAUUUCCUUUCUUGCAUCUGCUUUUUUAUUACAAUUAUUGAGCUAUAAAAAUAACACCUGAUGAUGUAAAAACAUGCUGGAACUCUGUAGCUU